AUGGUUGGAGAGUGGAAACCACAAAACGGCCAAGUGCAUGAUGAGAUCGACCCCCGCAUCCCAACCGAUAACAAAGACUUCAUCCGCAGCAACACGGGCACGAUGGAUGAUGAUGACGAUGUUGCUACCGCGGAUGAAGCUAUUACCGGUGCCGGGAGUGCUAGCAACACGAGGAAGAGGGGCAGGCAUGCAAACCGCCAAAUUCGGGAACUUGAAGCCAUGUUCCAGCAUUGUCCCCACCCCGAUGAGAGUCUACGUAUGGCCCUCGGCGAGAAGGUGGGCAUGGAUCCUCUUCGGGUCAAGUUCUGGUUCCAGAAUCGACGCAAUGCAAAGAAGAACCAGAAUGAGCGUCAGCAGAACAUGGUGCUCCGGACGGAGAACCUUAUGCUAGCAGAAGAGAAUCGAGCCAUGAAGGCGGCGAUGCUGAAGAAGACGUGCCCCACAUGCAAAGGCCCGAUGGUGUUCAUUAAGCCGCUGGCCCCGCCGGAGCUGCUACGCCUACACAUGGAGAACGAGAGGCUCAAGGCCGACCUCCUCCGCAGGACGGCCUACCUCCACGGCGUCUCUGCUGGGACUGCAGGCCCCUGUUGGCAGAACUGUUGGCUUGAGACGUUCCCCGAUAUCGUGUCAAGUGUUUCCGCCAGCAACAUCGGCCGCGGUUGUAUAUGCCAAGGGGGGGUCAUACUGCUGAAUGCAGGCCUUAGGGUGCUGUCGCCAGGGGUGUCGAGUUGCACUGUGAAGUUCGCGAGGCAGUGCCAGAUGAUAGAGCAAGGCAUUUGGGCCGUGGUGGACGUGUCUCUUGAUGCCCAUGGCACAUCUGAGCUCAGAGCAUGGGACACUGGCCUGCCGGGGGACUGCCGGGUGCUGCCCAGUGGGUGUCUUAUCAAGGACAUGAACAAUGGCUACUGCAAGGUGGCAAUGAUCGUGAACGCGGAGUACGACAAGGGCUUCAUGCCGGCGCCGCUCCACCCGCUGCUGAGAUCAGGGCAUACCUUCAGCGCACGCCGCUGGCUGACAUCCCUCCAGAGGAGGUGCGAAUUCCUUGCGCAGCGCUUGAGCCCCGCCUAUGGCAUCAGCAGGGCAGGUGGUGCCAUAACGCCCGAGGGGCGAAACAACGUCCUGGAGCUGGCACGGAGGAUGACGGAGAGCUUCUAUGCGGCCAUCUCUGCGCCCAGGGGCGAGGCGUGGCGCAAGAUCGCCGACUGGCGCGGCCGCGACGAGUCUUUCCAGCUGGGCAUGCACGUGGUGACCACGCUCGCUGCGCCGGGAGAGCAGGCGGCCGGGCCCGUGCUGUGCGCUACGACGACGGGUCGUGGUCGUGGUAGAGCCAGCUGCAACAAGAAGCUCAUCCUGCAGCAGGCCUGCGGCGACGCGCCGUGCAUGGUGGUGGCGUACGCUCCGAUUGACGCGGGAGAGCUCAAGGACGUGAUGCAUGGGGGCAGCCGUGCCUCUCUCCCCCUGCCGCCCUCCGGGUUCGCCAUCCUUCCUGACGGCGUCGGCGACAUGCAGAUUGAUCCGCUUGAUGCCAACCCCUCCGCGGCCGACCCCAUAGACCACCAGAAGAACCGCGGAUCUCUCGUCUCUGUCCUGUGGCAGACACGCCUGAUUGGAGGGAACCUCACCGCACAGACCGUCGACAACGUCGGGAAUAAUGUCUACGGUUCCAUCAUGAAGAUCAAGGACGCCGUCCAUGCCAAGAGGGUUAUCACCGUCUGA
Messenger RNA from Triticum aestivum (bread wheat), 1716 nucleotides. RefSeq names its product homeobox-leucine zipper protein ROC8-like. Gene Ontology annotation, molecular function: lipid binding; DNA binding. Lineage: Eukaryota; Viridiplantae; Streptophyta; Magnoliopsida; Poales; Poaceae. The coding region runs from base 1 to 1716 and encodes 571 amino acids. The record is from RefSeq and is a predicted model, not a curated record. The transcript is spliced from 8 exons.